Messenger RNA from Carlito syrichta (Philippine tarsier), 1480 nucleotides. Its product is annotated as zinc finger protein 37A-like. NCBI's taxonomy places the organism in Eukaryota, Metazoa, Chordata, Mammalia, Primates, Tarsiidae. The record is from RefSeq and is a predicted model, not a curated record. Gene Ontology annotation, biological process: regulation of cytokine production; regulation of immune system process; negative regulation of transcription by RNA polymerase II.
AUCAGUGUCAUUCAGGGAUGUGACUGUGCGCUUCACUCUGGAAGAGUGGCAGCAUCUGGACCCUGCUCAGAGGACCCUGUACAGGGAUGUGAUGCUGGAGAACUAUAGCCACCUCAUCUCAGUGGGGUAUUGCACCCCUAAACCAGAAGUGAUCCUCAAGUUGGAGAAAGGAGAAGAGCCAUGGAUAUUAGAGGAAGAAUUCCCAAGCCAGAGCCACCCAGAAUUAAUCAAUACUAGUAGAAGCUAUUCAAGAAAGAAGUUCAAUGAGUUUAACAAAGGGGGAAAACGGCUCCAUGAUGAGAAGCAUGAAGGAAUUUAUUCUCAAGAGAAGCCUUUUGAUUAUAAUACAAAUGAGAAUGGCUUCUAUCUUAAUGAAGAUCUUGUUCAGCAUCAGAAAAUUCAAAUUUUGGAGCAACCCUUUGAAUAUAAUGAAUACAAGAAUGCUUUCUCUGAGAAUUCACUCUUCCUUAUACAUAUGGGAGCUUACACAGGACAGAAAACCUGCGAAUAUACAGAAUAUGGGAAAACCUUCUGUGAUAUGUCAUCUCUUAUUCCUCAUCAGCGAACACAUCCAAGAGAGAAUCACUAUGAAUUUAAUGAACAUAAAAAAAACUCAUUUGAGAAAUCUAUUCUCUUUGAACAUCAGAGUGUUCACCCUUUCAGCCAGAAGUUAAAUAUCACUCCAAUUCAGAAAACCCACUCAAUUGACAGUAUAAUUGAAUAUAAUAAAUGUGGAAUUUUUUACAGUGGAAAUUUAGUCAUUGGAAUACAACAGAGAGCACAUACUGGAGGAAAGCAGUAUGAAGGUCAUGAAUGUGGAAAAACCUUCAACAAGAAAUCAGCUCACACAAGACAUCACAGAACACACACAGGGGAAAAGUCCUAUGAAUGUCAUGAAUGUGGGAAAACCUUUUACAAGAAUUCAGAUCUCAUUAAACAUCAGAGAAUUCACACAGGGGAGAGGCCUUAUGGAUGUCAUGAAUGUGGAAAAUCCUUCAGUGAAAAGUCAACACUUACUCAACAUCAGAGAACACACACAGGAGAAAAACCAUAUGAAUGUCAUGAAUGUGGGAAAGCUUUCUCAUUUAAGUCAGUCCUUACUGUACAUCAGAAAACACACACAGGGGAGAAGCCCUAUGAGUGCUAUGAGUGUGGGAAAGCCUUUCUCAGAAAAUCAGAUCUCAUUAAACAUCAAAGAACUCACACAGGAGAAAAACCUUAUGCAUGUAAUGAAUGUGGGAAAUCCUUCUCUGAGAAGUCAACUCUAACUAAACAUCUGAGGACUCACACAGGUGAGAAACCAUAUGAAUGUAUUCAAUGUGGAAAACUUUUUUGCUACUAUUCAGGUUUCACAGAACAUCUGAGAAGACACACAGGGGAGAAACCUUUUGGAUGUAACGAAUGUGAAAACCUUCCGUCAGAAGUCAGCCCUAAUUGUUCAUCAGAGAACUCACAUCAGACAGAAACCCUAUGGAUGUAA